Molecule: messenger RNA, 3447 nt
Organism: Symbiodinium natans
Lineage: Eukaryota; Dinophyceae; Suessiales; Symbiodiniaceae
Source: the annotation of a GenBank genome assembly
AUGAUGUUGCAGGACGUCGAUGAAGUUAGGAGGUCUCACAUGGCCAGCCAGGAGGAUGAAUCAAUGUCUGUCUCCGCCAAAUCUCUUGCGAACCCACGGGACAUGCAAAAGGAAUUGGACCAGUGGCGACAGCAAAGAUCCGUCAGGCAAGCCCGAGCCAAAGAGAAUAAAGAAAACACAGUGGAGAAGACUUCGGGGGCCGUACCCAGAAAGACAUUCAGGGGAGGCGGGGCAGCUCUUUCGCUCCGGUGCUGCUCCAACGUCGACCGCGGGCCUGUGUCAUCACAGGAACGCGACAUGCGCAAGGAGCUGGAGUGCUGGAAGGCCAGAAGGCAAACCAGGGGCAAGGAGAAUCUGCCUUUUCAGGCCACAACACCCAGAUCAACCGUUGACGUUCGUGAAAGCCCGCGGUUACGAGAAGCGAGAGAUGUGGGGUGCUCGUCGCGGUCCAGCGGCUCCAGAGCCCCCAGGCAAGGAUGUGCUGUAACAACAGCCAUUGCAGCUUUGCAGACAUCCAUACCUCUGGCACCACCACCUUCGCCCACUCACUCAGACCGAGCUUGUGGUGGAGUUACGGCGCUCGAGCCCCACGCGCUGCAUGCCGCAGUGUUGGCGGCCUUCGAGGUGCUGGAAGAGCCUCCAAGCGAGGCUGAAACCCGAAACAGCAACGCUUGCGCGCCUGAACGCAGCUCAGAGGCUGAAAGCUCGUGCAAGGAGGAGGAUCGCACAGGUGCUGCGGCAACAGCGGCAACGGCAGCAGCGGCGGCAACUGCCAGGCUUGAACUCGAUCUGGAGGCAUCUGUGGAUGAGGAUGCUGACAAAGAGGAGGUUCUGCAUCAACAGCACCUCGAGCUUUUGGACCGUCUUGCAGCGUUGGAGGAAGCAGUCAGGCUGGAAGCAAAAGGCGAAGCGGCGGAGCAGGAGUUGCAGGCUCAGUUUGAGCAAGUGACGGUCGAGCUGCAGGAUCCGCUGAAAGAGCUGAGACCUAGGUGUCCAGCGGCAUGUGGUCACUUGGCCAGCGCAGACAGCGCUCGACAUGGAGGUCUGGAUGUUCCAGUGAUGUCACCACUUGCCCAGGCCAAGCAAAUUUCGGAGCAGCGGAGCAGCGGAGCAGCGAAGCAACAGUGUUCAGCACAGCAAGAGUGGAGGACCACCUCAGCAGGGCUCACGACAUCUUCACCUUCUGGUUCUUCGAGGCAAAAAGCAUGCACUGGGGCACUUGGCCUGUACUUACCCGAACAAACUGGAAGCGCCCAGAUGCGCGAGCGCAUCAAGACGUCGCUGGACUUCAAAACCCCGCAGCAGAAGCCCAUCUCGCUUGCACCCAUUUUCGAGGCAUUUCUGAAGUUUCCUCGGACAGUUUUCCUGUGGUGGAUCCUCUUCGAAGUUGAUUCAGCAGCCAGGACUAGUGGCACUCGAUCUGAGUGGCCUUGUGAGACGGGCGCGCGUUGCACGCAGAGACUUCAAACCUUCGUGAACCUCGACAGGAACGACUUCGAGUUCGGACAACAGCUCGGGCGAGGAAGCUUCGGGGUGGUCUUCAAAGUUCGAAGAAAGAACGAUGGACUCACCUGUGUCUGCAAGCAGAUCCAGUUGAGCAACUGCAAGCCACGAGCUCGCGAUGAAGCGAACCGGGAGGUCAGUCUUCUUAAACGGGUCUCGCGUGGAUGCAACUACAUCGUCCAGUAUGUGGGAUCUUUUCUGGAAGGGGAGUCCUUGCACAUCCUGAUGGAGUACUGUGAGAAAGGAGACUUGUGUCAGUUCCUCAAAGCUCGUGACCGCAGCCUUGAGGAGCGGGCAGUUUGGAAAUAUCUUCUGCAGAUUGGCCUAGGGCUGAAAUGGCUCCACCAGAACAGGAUACUGCAUCGCGACAUCAAGACCAUGAACGUGUUCCUGAAGACCAACGAUGACGUCCGUUUGGGGGACCUCGGUGUAGCACGUGUGCUCAGCAACACCAGCUUCGCACACACGUUCGUUGGAACUCCGUACUACCUGUCCCCCGAGAUCUGUGAGGAACGGCCAUACAACGAGUUAAGUGAUGUUUGGGCGUUUGGUUGUGUUGUCUAUGAGAUGUGCACAUUAAGGCAUCCCUUUGAAGCCAAGAAUCAAGCUGCCUUGCUUAUCAAGAUCCUUCGAGGACAGUUUGCUCCCAUCGACGCCUCGUACUCGCAGGAAUUGCGCGACCUGAUCGAGGGGUGCAUGCAGCGUGAGCUGCCAAAGCGCACCAAGCUCUCAACCAUGUUUUCCAGACCGGUUGUUCAGUCCUGGGCUACGCACCUCGCGAUCUCGCUGGAAGCCGAAGCUGACAGCGCUCCUCUCAAAAUACAUCGGAGGCUGCCCCCUCAGGCGCCAUCAAGAGCAGCGCGCUCUACAAAGGGCAUCCCGCGCACCCGAGUCCGAUUAGACCCGCGCGCCGGGGGCCGUCGUGAGGAGAUAAAGGAAACGCUGGUGGCUCCAAAGACCCGAGCCGAGACAAGGACACAGGCAGCUAAAGGCCUGUAUGAUGAAGGAAGAGCAAAGCAAGCGCGCGACUGCGAGCAGGCCCGUCUAAAGGCAGAAGUUGCCGAACUUCCCGACGUGGUUGUUGCCACAUCCCGAACAAGUCGGAACGUCCCAUCUGUCCAGCAGCUGUUAAAGAUGGACGAUUCACCUGUCAAACGCCUCCUGCAGAGGAAUGGUGGCAGGCUGACACAGGCCGCAUUGGAAGAGGCAGAUCCUGAGCCCAUUGAGGAGGUGACGAUUCGCCCUGAAGUUGCAGCAGAUCGACAGGAGGUUUCCGAGGGUGGACUGGAGGAUCUGGAUGGAUGUGCUGAGAUUGAGGAGGAGCUCGUGUCCGAGCCGGACGGUGAUGCUGAAAUAACGCACCAAAGUGUCUUCGAGGACUCGCUUCUCUACACCGGCACAUCCCUGGGUGACACGGUGGACGGUCGAAUGGAAGCAGAAUGGAGUGUCGAUGAGGAGCCGUUUGCUCUUACGGCGACACUGGACGAUGGGCUCCUUUGCGAUUCCUGUGAUCGGCGCUUUCUUGAGCCGUCUGGAAGCCAGGCAGAUGGUAUCUCCGAGCACGCCGAUCCCGCUGAUCCAGCGCUGCCAGCUACAAUUGAGGAGGAGCCAGAGACCCUACCGGACUGCGGGCCUUUGUGGCAUAGAGAGCAAGCUGGACCUGGCCGACCAGAAGCCGAGCUUGCGAGACUUACGUCGCAAAUCCAACGAUUGUACUCAGGUGUGGUCAGAGACCUGGACGCUGGUGCUCGUGCAGUUUGGGAUGAGCUGUAUGCACUCUUCCAGGACAAGAUGAGUGUGGAGAUGACUGACGAGGAUCAAAGUGAAAUCGAAGCAUUCAUUUUUGAGCACCUGCCUACUGAAAGCACAGACUUGAUAUGGAGGGUCUACAAGGUCAAGCUCUUAAGUCGGCAAGAUUGCGAACUUUCCUUGGGAGUGAAGUGA